ACAGCUACAUUCACCCACAGACCGAGGUACAGACGAGAGACAACCUCUGGCCCCCCAGCAGCUGGCCAGCUUGGCAGCCCCAGUCUCGAGCCCCUAACUACUCUCCCCUGCCCCCAUCCCCUUCCCAAUUGAAGGAGCGGAAAGAGAAGAGAGAAGAGUGAGCAGAGAGAUUGAGAGAUUGAGAGAGAGAGAGAUAGACGGAGAUCUCUGGAGCAGACCUCAAGGUGACUUCCAUUUCUAUCUGGUUCACGUCUGGGGGGGCCCUGGCCGGGCAGCCCCCCCACAUUUCUCCUGCCCCGAAACACGGCUCUAGCCAACCUGCUUCGCUGCUUCACCUGCGACCGACUGUGUGGGGGCUGCACGGCGCCAGCCCCUCCAGCCCGCCAGGGCAUCGUCCUCCAGCCCGUCAUGCCCAGCUGCGACCCGGGCCCGGGCCCUGCCUGCCUCCCCGCCAAGACGUUCCGCAGCUACCUGCCUCGUUGCCACCGCACCUACAGCUGCGUCCACUGCCGUGCGCACCUGGCCAAACACGAUGAGCUUAUUUCCAAGUCUUUCCAAGGGAGCCAUGGCCGAGCCUACCUGUUUAACUCCGUGGUCAACGUGGGCUGUGGACCAGCCGAACAGCGCCUCCUGCUCACGGGGCUCCACUCGGUAGCUGAUAUUUUCUGCGAGAGCUGCAAAACCACGCUGGGCUGGAAAUACGAGCAGGCUUUUGAGACGAGCCAGAAGUACAAGGAGGGGAAGUACAUCAUUGAAAUGUCACACAUGGUGAAGGACAACGGCUGGGACUGAGGGGCUCAGGCAGGCUGUGCCCUUCCUCCGCAUGCCCACCCUCCCCGCACCCGUCCCCGGGCCCUGCCAAGCAGUCCAUACCAGCAUGAGUACUGCCCCACCCCUGGGGGGAACCCAGCUCCCGGCACCCCUCCCCCGCCUCCACCUCAUCACCCCCAGGCCCCUUUGGAACAGGGGUCUGGGGUACCCCAGGGGUGUUCAAGGCUCAGGAGUGGGCAGCAGUCAGGGAGAGCCAGAACUGGGGAAAGGGGAUGGUUGCGGGUUCUUCUAGCCCUAAGAUCCUGAAAAUGGAGGUGAGGGCAGGGCGGAGAUCAGGCAGAGGACCAAGGGAGGACCCGUUUCUGCCCCAAACUCUUUUUGAGUGAACGGAGGACAAGUUUUGAGGCAUGGGGCUGGUAGAUCCCAGCCCACAGAAUAGCAGGUGAGAAGGGGCUCGAGUUGGGAGUGAAAUUUUGGCUUCAGACAGUGCGACACAACGGAGUCUGAGGGUGAAGUUUCCCACCCCUGUUUGUAGGAGAAAGCAUUCGGGGGUGGAAGGAAAGAAAUCCCAGAUCCCAGGCCCUGGGAAAUGAAAGAAUCACAGGGGUUUCCAUUUUACUCCACUUGUUAGUUUAUCUUGGCACUAAAGAGGCACUUUUGAGUACGUGACUUUCGCCAGGGGGUGGGGUGGGAGAAGCUGCCGCUGGAACAGCCCCCACCCCCCACUGGCUGUUUCCAGAGCGAGCAGUCCGUACGGGCAUUCUGAGCCCCAGCCACUGCUCCCUGGGACCCAGUCCCUUGGAGGGGAGGUGGGACAUCAGUGCCACGGGGCCAGGCUUCCUCGUGGCUGCCACCAGCGAACGAAACUUUUGUAUGAUACAUAAAGUGUUUGGGUCUAUUUUUAAUAAAAAGGGGAAAAGCAACCGUGAGGCACUCUCUCCUCUUGACUUUGCUUCCCAUGCACAGACCUUAACUUAUACUAUUCUGUCACACUCCCCCCAGUACCUGUCCCUUUAGGCCACUAGAGGGCAGCAAUUGCUUUGUCUGUGUCGAGACCCCACUUGAGCCCUCACCAGGGGGAUGGGUCUUCAGGUGAGGUUUGCUUAGUGAAGCGAGGGCUUUUGUGAGCAGUGUUUCCAAAGGGGGCAACCAAAACAGCGCCUCUUCCAGAGCCCUUGACAAUGAAUCAGGUAUUGCCUGGAUCCAGGAUUGGGCACCUGGAAGAGGCUCACCCCUGAACAAGGGUGUUCUUGGGUCCUAUUGCCUUUCAGCCUGGACUUGGAAUGUUUGGGUCAGCUCAUGGCCACACUCGAGGCUGAAAGGAAAAUCGAUCAAGCAAGGCAGCUUGAUCCAAAGUGGAACUGAACAGCUCAAGAUGGCAGCCAUCAGUGCAACCAUGUGACCCACGUGCAUUUUCGGGGCAGUGAUGUGAAAUUCCCAUUGUUGUUGGGUCACUGACAACCGCAGGGAGGACUGUACACAUCAUAAAAAUCACCUUUUGUAAGCUA
Messenger RNA from Lynx canadensis (Canada lynx), 2279 nucleotides. RefSeq names its product yippee like 4 (gene YPEL4). NCBI's taxonomy places the organism in Eukaryota, Metazoa, Chordata, Mammalia, Carnivora, Felidae. Bases 409 to 792 code for a protein of 127 amino acids. The record is from RefSeq and is a predicted model, not a curated record. The transcript is spliced from 5 exons.